Molecule: messenger RNA, 955 nt
Organism: Dendronephthya gigantea
Lineage: Eukaryota; Metazoa; Cnidaria; Anthozoa; Malacalcyonacea; Nephtheidae
Exons: 5
Coding region: 30-812 (260 amino acids)
Biological process (GO): mitotic sister chromatid segregation
Cellular component (GO): kinetochore
Source: RefSeq, a predicted model, not a curated record
AGCUCAGUGUGCAAUCAAAAUAUUUGAAAAUGGCGGAAAAUCAAAUGAAAAUCGAUGCAGAAACGCUAUCAGCUUUGCACAAGAAACUUAAAGAUAAUAUGAAAAAGAAAGCAAAGGAUGACAAUGAAACAGAAGACUUUAUUAGCAGUUUAUUAGAGCUCUACGAGGACACAGUUGAAAUAUUGGUCAGAGAAAAUGUUGUGAUUUGUGAGAACAAAAGCGAGUUGGCUACUAGUGAUGUCAAACAAGAAAUGGAACCAUUGGACAAAGAAAGAGCGAAAGAAGUUAAUGAGAUGUGCGCAAAAUCCGAAGAUCUUUUGGUAUCAACAAUAAAAAAACGGAAGAUUUAUCCGCAAAAGAUAAAAGAAGGUCUUCAAUUAAAGAAUGAUUCUGAAAUGAAGAAUUUGCAGAACGUUGAAAAUAGAAUAAAAGAAAAAGAAAAUGAUGCUGAUAGUACUGAUGUACAGUUUGAUAUACCAGAUUGUGAUGAUAGCUUGCCACGGUUGAAAUCUGCUUGCGGAGACCUUGCACAGUUUUCCAAGUCCCUGUCAGAUGUAACUGAGAAUCUAGAAAGACAAAACACUGUUAAAACAUUAAAACUAAAAAUGGAGAGCAAUGAAUUGCACAGAGCUUUGUUUUGCGAGAGAAAAAUUCCCAGUUCCUUUGACUCCAUACUUGAAUCUCCUACCAAGGAACUAAAGGUGGAUGAGACGAUACCAGACUCGAGCAGCAAAACAUUCCCAACACUGUUAGGUAACCAACAAAAUGAACAACUUGAAAAACUAAAAAGUUGUAAGCGGAAAAAUCACUAGUGUGAGUUUCUAGAUUUAGGAAGUUAGUGUAUAAUAUAAUGGUCUCCAAAUGGGAGACCUUUACUUAGAUAUAUUCUAGCAAGUCAAUAUAAAUUAUAUGCAUAACUAUCUUACAAGCUAAGAGAUAUGAUAUGUAUUUUAGA